AUGGGCCAAUACACGCAGAUCCAUAACGGCCUGGGCUGGUUAGGUCUCGAGGACGGGCCCGAGGGUGAUGAGCUUAGCUUGGCGGACCAACCGGUCAAGUGGGCUGAACCAGAAGUGGAUCAGAGGGGGCCGGGCGGGCUGAGGAGGACCGCCGAACCGGGUGGGCGACCAGGAAUCGGUCGGGCAGCUGCUGACCGAGCCGAGAUGAAUCAAACCGGGCCGGGUCGGGCCGGCAUGGGUCGACCGGAGGUGGGCCGGACCAGUCAUCGCCCGAGUCCGACUGCUCAGCAUCACAGGAGGGUGGACAGCAGGGAACCAGACAGUUGGGAGGGUCCAUACGCGGUGCCUCCUGCGCCAGGAGGGUAUCCGAACUUGCCAGGCAGCUACCCGGGUGACUAUGGCCAGGGGAAUCCGAACCGGAUGUCGGGCUCUUCUUUUGGGUAG
Molecule: messenger RNA, 444 nt
Organism: Linum trigynum
Lineage: Eukaryota; Viridiplantae; Streptophyta; Magnoliopsida; Malpighiales; Linaceae
Source: the annotation of a GenBank genome assembly